Molecule: messenger RNA, 462 nt
Organism: Colletotrichum lupini
Lineage: Eukaryota; Fungi; Ascomycota; Sordariomycetes; Glomerellales; Glomerellaceae
Exons: 4
Coding region: 1-462 (153 amino acids)
Source: RefSeq, a predicted model, not a curated record
AUGAGACAUCGAAACAUCAACCACAAGCAUGGUAUUACUUUGCCUGGACGAUGGGUUAGUCAUGCCGUCUGUAGAUCAUUAACCGGGAGUAUUGAAGCAUCUGCACAAAUCCCCGGACUGAUCAUCGCACUCGACAUUGAAGAUUCCCAUUACUGGUCUAUUCGCACACCCGUCAUAUUUCUCGCGCUCUACGGGUCUCGAUAUAUUUCGGCCUCUGGCCAUAUCGAUGUACGUCUAAAAGCCCUGAAGAAGAGAUCCAAAGGCUACCUUACGAGGAGCAAUCGAUUACGAUCUCGGGCUGAGAGGAGUAAAAUUAGAUGGAUGUCUUCGUUUAUUCGGAGAUUGGUAUUGACCAUCUACUGUGUUGUCUAUGAUUCCAGCAUACCAGCCAAAUACAGUCUACGAUAUUCAUCACGAGAAGCUUCCCCAUCUACCUUCUCAACCGCCGGCAUCGAAUUCUAG